Macrosiphum euphorbiae (potato aphid) is the source of this 2010-nucleotide messenger RNA. NCBI's taxonomy places the organism in Eukaryota, Metazoa, Arthropoda, Insecta, Hemiptera, Aphididae. The record is from the annotation of a GenBank genome assembly.
AUGGCCCGCCGGUGGCAUCUGUGGCUGGCGGCCGCGGUGCUGGCGGCCGCCGGCGCGACCGCGGUCCGGGCCGACGCUUGCCCGGAAGCGUGCCAGUGCAAGUGGAAGGGUGGCAAGCAGAGCGUCGAGUGCCGCGACAAGUCACUGAUAACGGUGCCAACGGGCAUUGACGCGGCCACGCAGGUGCUGGACGUGUCUGGUAACAACCUGCAAAUACUUCCGGGAAGCGCGUUCGCCCGGCUCGGGCUGCUCAACCUGCAACGAGUGUACAUGUCCCGGUGCCGGAUCGGGCAGAUCGACGGCCGGGCGCUCCGGGACCUAACCAACGCGGUGGAGAUCGACCUGUCCCGGAACAUGCUGACCGCGGUACCCACGGCCACGUUGGCCGACGUGCCACUGCUCCGGGACCUGUCGCUGGCCGGCAACCCCAUACAGCGCGUAGGGCCGGAAGCGUUCCGGCAGUGUACCGGCCUUGUCCGGUUGGACCUGUCCGGGUGUGAGCUGCAUGAGAUCGCGGCCAGCGCGUUCGUGGGCAUCGACAGGCUGGAGACGCUCAAGUUGAACGACAACCGGCUGACUGAGCUGAUGGCCGGCACGGUGGCUACGCUGCACAAGGUGCAUGGCGUCGAGCUGCAUGAGAACCCGUGGCACUGCGACUGCCGCAUGCGGCCAGUCAAGGUGUGGCUAACCGACAACAACGUGCCGACGGCCGUCGACCCGGCGUGCGCAAGCGGCCCGGGCCGCGUGGCCAACCGCACGUUCUCCGCACUGACCGCCGAUGACUUUGCGUGCCAACCCGACAUCCUGCAGCAGGACGACCAAACCGUGCAGGCGGCCACUGGCGACAACGCGUCCGUCUCGUGCCGUGUCCACUCGUCGCCGGCCGCCAAAGUUUCGUGGUACUGGAACGGUCGGCCACUGGCCAACAACACGGCGUUCGGCCCGUUCCAGCGGGUGUUCAUGACCGACGACCGGACGGCCACGGGUGGCGGUACCGGGCAUAGUUCACUGCUGCUCACUAACGUUCAGCCGUCCGACUCUGGACAGUUCCUGUGCGUGGCCGAAAACCGGGCUGGUCGGGCUGAGGCCAACUUUACGCUGGUCGUCACCCGGCUCGGUGGUCUCGCGUUCCUGGCCAACGGUCAGGUAGCCGGCCUCAGCGUGUUCCUGGUGUUCCUCAUCGUCACCAUUCUGUUGGUCAUCGUUUACCUACUGGUGCGGAUCAAGCGGCUGCCACCUUCGUCCACCCGGUCCGACGGCAAGCCGCACCAUCUGGUCACCACUGCGGCGUCGGCGACCAGCAACGGUACGGCCACCGUAGUUGUGCAGGUCAAGCAGCCCGCGUCCGGCCAGGCCACCUCUCCAGCUACCACAACGGUCGUUUCGUCGGUGGCUGUGGCGGUCGGCGGACCGUACGGUGGACUCGACGCCGGGUUCGACCAAGCACCGGCCGCGGAGACCGUGGUCGGAGGGGUCAGAAGACCAGCGAAGCUCACCGAACUGUCGUUCGCCACCGACCACUACGAUACCGGUGGUUUUGGCCACGGCGGCGUGCUGGACGCCGGCCGGACAGUGCUGUACCGGAGCCAACCCUCCAACCCUGACCUGAUAGUGGACGCUCCCGAACAGCAUUCGCCUCAGUCUCAGCCGCUGGGCGCCGUACACUCUCAGCACCAUCAGCAGGCCAGGAGGUCAGCGAGCGGCGAGUACAGGAGGACGGCUGACGAUUCGCUCUACUCGCCCGGUUUUUGGACGCCGUCUGACGCGGCGGCCAACGACCGGACGCCGAUCAUCGAGAAGUCGCCGCCGCUGCCCGCUCAGUCGGUGGCGGCCGUCUGCAGCGUCAGGGAAACGGUGAUGGUGGCCGCGGCGCCGGACCCGAAGGCGGCCAGUCUCAGGGUGUGGAAACACGGGGUGCAGGUGAUGCCGCCUCUGAGCGCGCUCAAGCGGGCCCUGAACAAGGGGUCGCCGGACGAAGGAUACCAGGAAGGAUGCGGAACCGACGUUUGA